AUGGUUCUAGCUGGAAAUGGUUCAAGCAAUGCGACGACUGCCUCCGGUUCUCUAGGCGGCGGACUUAUGAGCUCUUCGCCUCACUCGCACGUUGCGCUUAUCAGUGCCGUCACACCUGGUCUCGGAUUUUCAUUGCCAAAUGGAAGCGACGUGCAAUCAUCGCUGCUAUCAGUUGAUUCUGAAGAAGAUCCACACCAUUCGUACCAUCAUGGAAUGCACAUGGCACCGUCACCGCAUCACCAUCAUCUUUUCACUAGUGGUGGCGGUGGUGCCGGUUUGAUCGAUUGUGUGACUGAGAGUAAUAAUUGUGCCGAUCGUGAGGAUUCCACUGGAUUUAUUUCAGUGGCGGGUACUACCGCGAACAGUGCCGUCGGAAACUAUUGUCUUAGUGGAGGUAUAGAAAGUGUGACAGGGUUGGUCCAUUCCGUAACAGCCGCCACGGCGUUGGCUGGUGCGAAUGAUGGCGAAGAAGCGGGAACGGGCGUUCCGCUUGAGAGUGGUGGUGGAUCGAUGAGUGGUGGUGGUAGUGAUAGCAGUGUUCUGCGAUCGAACGAUCGAUCGAUCUCAUCAUCAUCUUCGGCCAGCCUCACGCUGACGGCAAGAACGGCUGCUGCUGCAGCGGCAGCCGUGGCCGCUGUCUCGAAUCAUCACCAUCAUCUGCAACAGCAUCCCACGGCAGCAGACAUACCUUACCAUCAUCACCAUCAUCGACCUUUGCCGAUGGAUAUAUCGGCACUGUAG
This is a messenger RNA of Anopheles stephensi (Asian malaria mosquito), 741 nucleotides long. RefSeq lists its product as uncharacterized. Lineage: Eukaryota; Metazoa; Arthropoda; Insecta; Diptera; Culicidae. The transcript has 2 exons. Bases 1 to 741 code for a protein of 246 amino acids. The record is from RefSeq and is a predicted model, not a curated record.